This is a messenger RNA of Strigops habroptila (Kakapo), 5576 nucleotides long. It is a transcript of the gene BEND3, whose product is annotated as BEN domain containing 3. Gene Ontology annotation, cellular component: heterochromatin. Lineage: Eukaryota; Metazoa; Chordata; Aves; Psittaciformes; Psittacidae. Gene Ontology annotation, molecular function: DNA binding. The transcript is spliced from 4 exons. The record is from RefSeq and is a predicted model, not a curated record. Bases 425 to 2950 code for a protein of 841 amino acids. Gene Ontology annotation, biological process: rDNA heterochromatin formation.
CUUCUUGCGGGGAGGCGUGGAGCGGGGGAAGCGGCGCCCGGCGGCGGGGCUGCCCGCUUGGCGCCGAGUGGGCGGGGGCGCGCGGGGUCUCCAGUGGGAACCGCGCGUUCCCUGAGGCGGCGGCGGAGACGGCGAAGGGGUGGGGAUGGGGGGGGGGGGGGAAGAGCGGCCUGCUCCUCCCCCCUCCCCUCCCGCCUCUGCCCCUGCCCCGGGGCGGCGGGUGGCGCUGGCCGCGGCGGGUCGGGGCUCAGUGUCCUUGUGCGGAAAUGACACACGGUCCCGUCACGUCACGCGAGAGCGCAGCGCGCGGACCCUCGCACACAAAGAGCGGGGGGGGAGACGCGGGCACCAGCGGCGGCCGCUCCAGCCGCCCCCGCCGUCCCGGGGCUCCCGUGCCCACGCGCGGAGCUGAGUGAGAUAGAAGAUGAAUUCAGCUGACAUUACUGAUGAUGAUGAAGUAAAAAUUCCUAAAAAUAAUGUUGUGAAAGUAGAAACAGAAAAUGAAGAUGAAGCUCUAGACUGCUCAGUAUCAUCCAGAUCUGCUGAGAAGCACUCGUUGGAUGGCACGGUUACUUUCCUGCAGGAUUCCAACAAACGGAAGCAGACCUCACUUGGUUGUGAUGGAAGCCAGCAAGAUGUCUUACCCAGCGUGAAGAAAAGACGCUUUACACAAGAGGGUCCCCUUUCAAACUUGAAAAACAGAGAUACUGGCUCACCCACUCAGGUAAAUGCAGAGCAGCCGAACAAGAAUAAGAAUUCUAAUGUAACGUGGCUCUGUGAAGAAGAAUCUUUCAGUGACAUAACCACUCCAUCUUACAAAAAACCUCUCUAUGGCAUCUCACACAAAAUCACGGAGAAGAAGAACCCAGCAGGAGCAGAGCAGUUUGCUUCUUAUGAGCUGUUUGAGAAAAUCAACCCCAGCAGUCCCUUGCCUCUUCGGACUUUGAAUGACCAACGCAAAAGGGACUCGGCUGCAGCCGUUGCUGUAACAGCAGCCACCACAGAUUCUGACCCAAAUAUAUAUUCUUUGAUACAGAAGAUGUUCUACACGCUUAACACCCUCAAUACCAAUAUGACUCAGCUUCACAGUAAAGUUGACCUGUUGUCUCUGGAGGUUAGCAGAAUUAAAAAGCAAGUCAGCCCAGCAGAGUCUGUUGCAGACUUCAAGCCCCCCCCCGAGUACCAGCUGACUUCUGCGGAGCUCAAACAAAUCAUGGAUCAGAGCACAUCAGGUGGAGACCUCGCUUGCCGGCUGCUAGUGCAGCUCUUCCCAGAGCUUUUCAGUGACGAUGAGUUCAGCAGAAGCUGCAGUGCAUGUGGCUUUCUCAACAAAAGGAAACUUGAAUCUCUUCAUCUGCAGCUGAUCCGAAACUAUGUGGAAGUUUGUUAUCCUUCUGUGAAGAAUACAGCUGUGUGGCAGGUGGAAUGUUUGCCUCAAGUCAAUGAUUUUUUCAAUAGAUUUUGGGCUCAAAGGGAAAUGGAAAACAGUCAGCAGAAUGUGCAAUCGUCCAGUUUUUAUGAGACUGAGCAAGUCGAAUCCUCUCAUUUUAUUGAUGAUAAAGAGCAGGAUGAAGCUUUGUCCUUGGACAGGAGUAGUGCCAUUGCCUCAGAUUACAUGCUGGAUGCUCAGGAUCUCAAUGAAUUUUUAGAUGAAGCUUCUUCUCCAGGGGAAUUUUCUGUUUUCUUGUUACAUCGAUUGUUUCCAGAACUCUUUGACCACAGAAAAUUAGCUGAAAGGUACAGCUGCUUUGGAGACUCUGGAAGACAACUGCUGGAUCCUCAUCGGCUUCAAAUAAUCCGUAGGUACACUGAAAUUUACUUUCCAGAUGUACAAGAAGAAGAAGCCUGGUUGCAGCAAUGUGUUCAGCGAAUAAAUGAUGAGCUUGAAAACACAUAUAUGGAUGGAAGUGAAUGUGAUCAGAUGAGGGACGACUAUUAUGAUUCUUCUAGUUUACCAGAUGAUGUAUCAAUCAUAAAAGUGGAAGACAGUUUUGAAUAUGAAAAACCAGGCAGACGCUCAAAAAAAAUUUGGCUUGUACCCAUAGACUUUGACAAACUUGACUUUCCCCCUCCUGAUUUUGAUGUCCCUGUCCCGGAUUACCUGUUGAACAAAGAACAGAUUAAAAGCAUAUAUGAAAGCAGUCUUUCCAUAGGCAACUUUGCCUCUCGAUUGCUUGUUCUCUUAUUUCCUGAACUGUUUACCCAUGAAAACUUACGGAAGCAAUACAACUGUAGUGGAUCUUUAGGCAAGAAACAGCUCGACCCCACUAGAAUUAAAUUAAUUCGACAUUAUGUGCAGAUACUGUACCCCAGAGCAAAGAAUGACAGAGUGUGGACAUUGGAGUUUGUUGGGAAGCUUGAUGAGAGAUGUCGACGAAGAGACACGGAGCAAAGGCGCUCAUACCAACAGCAGCGGAGAAUCCAUGUGCCAGGGCCUGACAGGAGGGAAUUUCUCAGCUAUGUAAUAAACCCCGAGAGGUUUCGAGAAGAAUUUGAAGGGCCGCCGCUGCCACCAGAAAGAAGCAGCAAGGAUUUUUGCAAGAUACCACUUGAUGAACUCGUUGUUCCAAAUCCAGACUUCCCUGUGCCUUCUCUGUAUUUGCUGUCUGAUAAGGAGGUAAGAGAGAUAGUGCAGCAGAGCCUGUCGGUCGGCAACUUUGCUGCCAGGCUUCUUGUAAGACUCUUUCCCGAACUCUUUACUCCAGAGAAUCUCAGGCUGCAGUACAACCAUUCAGGUGCUUGUAACAAAAAACAGCUCGAUCCUAUCAGACUGAGACUGAUCCGUCAUUACGUGGAGGCAGUUUACCCUGUGGAGAAAAUGGAAGAAGUAUGGCAUUAUGAAUGUAUACCGAGCAUUGAUGAAAGAUGCCGGCGUCCUAACAGAAAAAAGUGUGAUAUACUGAAAAAAGCAAAGAAAACAAAAAAAGUGUCAGAUUCUUUAAAUUCCUAAGACUUUGACCACUAAAUUAUUGUCAGGAUUAUGCUUUGGUUUAGACUGAGGGGCCUGUCAGGAGCUGAGGGUGAUCAGCAUCUCGGACAGUCAGGCACUAAGUUUGUUGCUUUUUAAUGUGUGUGUUGCAUCUAUGUGGGCACUGCAGCAGUGGGAAGUGGCUUACUACAUUUGUACAUGGGUAAAGACCAUAAGUCAUUGACGAUAGAGCUAUCAAUGACUCGCUAAGAGCAUGAUUUUCACUGGUGCAUGUGUUGAAACUGUAUUACUCCACUCCCCAUUUCUGCAUCUUCUGUUUUUUAUCACUUUGUAAUAAGAAACAAUAUUUUUUUUAAAUCGUCGUGCUCUUCAGGGGCAGUUUUUCAUUGUACCCUUCUAAACAAGUCUUGUAACUUUAUUCAGAGUAUGAAAUUUAAACUUAAUUUAAAUUUGAAAGUGCCAUGUUCACUGGAAAUCAUUGGAAUAUUAGCCUUUCCUUCUGCAGUAAUUGCAUCUUCACAUUUGUUUUGUUCUUGAUGAUACUGAGAUAUUGAAAAUAAUAAAACCAUGUCAAAGAGUGGGUCAGAAUGGUGUCAUUUGUGUUUUUGGCCAUUACCCAGGUUUUGUUUCUAAACCCAAGAAUUAAUUGUUGAAAAACUGAGAUGUGAGCACAGACACAAUGUGAAUUUUUGGUUGACUUUUUUUUUAAUCUUGACAUGACAAGCUUGAUCCUGCCCCCGUGAGUUCUUCUUUGGUUUUGUCCAGUGUCACUGCUGGUGUGAUUGAGGAUGGCUUGUCUGAAUAAAGCUUGUCAGAACAGACCCAAGCGUGUACCCAUGGAAUGUCUUGCCAUCACCUGCUUGCCACUGUGUUUGUGAAAUAGCAAAGACAGCGGCAACAGCAAAAAGACCUGAAACAAGAAUUUGGAAAAACUUUAGACCUUACUCACUAUCAAAAUCAUGAUUCCAAAGGUUUCCAGUGUUCGUAUUGAAUUGCAGAUAUAAAAAGUAUGUGCAAAGAUGGGUUUUGUGAUGAAAUUCAGUGUUUCAGGAUCCCCUCUUGUGAGCUGUGGUAAUGUAAUUCAUUCUUUGCGUGAACGCAGCAGUACCUGGAUAUUUCGGGUGUAGGAAUAUUGAAUUCCCUCACUUUGCCAAAUUGAUUUAGUGUAAUUAGUAGCUAUUUGGAGGCAUAACUGUGUAUGUAUAACUUAGGUUCAUACAGUUAAGUUUACAUUAUUAAUAUAUUAAAGUGUAACAAAGACCACCCUGUACCCAAUGUGAAUUUGCUGUAUGACUUGUCACUGGAGAGUGCUGCUUUAAAACUAGUUUUCCUCUUCUUUUUUUUCCUCUCCGUUUUUUCCUUCUUUUAAUACUGAUAGAAAUGGUGAGAGAGAGUCAAACGUGAAUUUUUAAGACAGUAAAGACAGUGAUCGCUUACUGACCAUCGCUGGAACACCUUGGAGCAAUUGUUGAUGUUGUCUGUGGUCCUUUUUUGUUGUUUACUUAGAUGGGUCAUAGUAUCAAAUUUUAAGCCAGUUCCAGUGUAAUUUUCUAUUUUAGCAUUUGUAAGAAAGUACAAAAUAUUUGAUGUUUUUACUUUCAGAUUUUUAGAAUUGCCUGCUCUUAGAGUCGUAUGGAUCCCUUUCUUUUAAAAGCAAAACAAAACGUUUUUUCCUGAUGGCAAGAACUAGUAAAAGUCUUAUGUUAAACCGGGAGUAAAUCAUAAUAGUUAGUAGCAUUUGCUUGUUUUCCCCAUAUGCUAGCAACAUUCUCAAAGAAUGUAUGAAGAAAAUCAUGAAUGUACUAAAUAAUACACUGAUACUGUUUAUAUCCAUAUAAAUGUUUCCUGUUGGUUUAAAUAAUAGCAGACCAUGCACACGAUGGAUAUCAAAGCAAAAAUGGCUAUAAUAUAAUGAAAACAUUUUACCAAAGAUAAAGAAACAAUACCACAAUGUCUGCAUCUUUCAUUUUAGUGCAUAAAUUUAGCAAAUUGAAUGUAUCAGAAACCAAGACUUUCUCUUGUAAUUGUAUGCUACCUAGCACCUCUGUGAAUUUUUUUACAUGCACUUUUAUGGGAGAUAAAGUAAUUGCAGAAAAUAUUAACAACUGCUUAAUCUGUUGUUGUGAAGAGCUGGCCAGAAGGUAAGAAAUGCAUUUUCUUAUCUUAGUGUCAUACAUGUUUCACCACUUAGUGAUGUUGAAGCUCCCAGAAGAAUUUGAUCUACAUUAAGCUUUUCUACAAUUGACAGAUGUUCCUAGCUAGCAUGCAAAUUUGAGAUAUACUGGCUUUUACUGUAGAUGCUGACAUCAAGUAAAAAAUUCAGUCCAUUCAUAUUAUCUAAGUAGUGAAAAAACAAUUUUCACCUUUUAAAAUUACAUUUUUGGAAGUGGGUAUAGAAAGAUUUUAAUUGUGUUUUUCCUCUUAACUUCUGUCUAAUUGUUGUGUACAUUCCUUUUUUCUCACUCUUCACAACCCUUUCAUGAUUUGUUUGAUUGUAUGUUUUAUAACUGGUAUCAAGAAAAUACAGACAUAUGAAUAGUGACGUAGUUCACUAAUGAAAGCUAUUUCGGUGCAUCUGAAGUACAGCCACUUCAUCCAGUCGGUCAGUCUUGUAAAUAAAUUAAAGGUAUAUUAUUUUCAUACAAGA